Messenger RNA from Plasmopara halstedii, 393 nucleotides. RefSeq lists its product as uncharacterized. The coding region runs from base 1 to 393 and encodes 130 amino acids. Lineage: Eukaryota; Oomycota; Peronosporomycetes; Peronosporales; Peronosporaceae. The transcript has a single exon. The record is from RefSeq and is a predicted model, not a curated record.
AUGCCAAACGUGGGCGUUGGUAUCAGACAUCAGAUGUUUUGUGCUUUUAAGGCCGCUGGAACGUAUGAAGUACAUGAGCGAGAAAUCUUUUUUUAUCUUAAGAUUCGAGCGUGCAUUUUCACCGCUUUCAUUGUCGUAAUGAUUUCUGUAUAUCAGCACGACCCAACUAGACACACAAUACCUAACGAUGAAGAUUUCAUGGACAGAAUAUUUUGGGUAGACGUCAUCUCUCCUGGUGGUCAUUCCGGUAAGGAAGAACAUUCGGUCAGGUGGACACUUUCUUCGUGUGUGACGUUGGGCAAGUACUCAUUUUUGCAUGUGUAUAACGCGUUUCAAAAAAUUGAAGCUCUCCAUGCUGUGACAACUUAUCAGCUUGGAGGUAUAAAGGCGUAG